This is a messenger RNA of Monoraphidium neglectum, 364 nucleotides long. RefSeq lists its product as hypothetical. The annotation marks the transcript as partial. The transcript has a single exon. NCBI's taxonomy places the organism in Eukaryota, Viridiplantae, Chlorophyta, Chlorophyceae, Sphaeropleales, Selenastraceae. The record is from RefSeq and is a predicted model, not a curated record.
GAGGGACUCCACCCCAAGGCGCGCGCGGCCAAGGAGGAGGAGCUGAAGGAUCUGAGGGCACAGCAGGCGCAGCACGAGCGCCAGGAGCGCGAGGCCAAGAUCGCGCUGCGCUACAAGCACGUGAGCAGGGGAGGGGGGGAAGAGGGCGGCAGCGGAUACGGGAGCUAUCCGGCAGCACCAGCGCCGAGCUUCGAGUAUCGGGCGCCGGGCGCGGCCCGUCCGCGGAAGCGCGUCGGCGUGGGCUGGGCUGGGCGCGCGGCCCGUGUGGGGAGGCCAAGCAGCGCGUGGCGCCCGCGGCUGUCGCGCGGCGCUGGGGCGCCUGGGGACGCAGUGGGCGCCGGGGCGCCGCGAUAUUGGGGCGGCG